UGGUGGGUGGAUGGGAUCAGCGUUAUAAGACCUCUCCCGUCCCUCUCGUUUUCUCGUCGUUCUCACUUUUCUCCAUAUACAAUCACCCAUCCACCAUCCAACUUACAAUAGUCGUUCUUUCUCCCACAUCCUAUCACAUGGCCACCUACGAGAACACCCAGCAACAGCAAGUUGCCCAGCCUCAAUACGCACCAGCCCCGCAACAGCAGGUUGUCCAGCAGCCGUAUGCCUCCCAGCCUGCCCCCGUCGCCGGUCCCCCAGCUGGAAAUGACGACGUAGCGCACUGGACGAACCGCAUCACCGCCGCGCUGAACAAGCCUGAGACCAUCACCAGCCCCGUGCCUGCGUCGCAUCAGCCAUGGCACCAUAGCUUCCUUCAGUUCUUCACGCCUAUUGAUCUCUGCCUCAUCACCUGCUGCUGCCCCUGCGUCACCUUCGGCAAGACACACCACCGUCUCCACCACGACGCAAACCUCGAGGACUACAGCCUCGUCAACGCCUCGUGCAUCGGGUGGUGGGCGAGUGGAUGCUGCGCCGCUACCUCGGUUGGUAUCGUGCUCCAGCGCCGCACGAUCAUGGAUCGCUUUGGUCUCACUGGUGAUUUCCCCGUUAACUGUCUGAGGGGUUGCUUCUGCGGAUGCUGCGAUCUUAUCCAGCAGGAGAAGGAAGUCGAGUACCGCCUCCUCCAACAGGGCGGCGUUACGCAGCAGCCGACUGCGAACCAUGAGAUGAAGGUCCCGGGUGGGCAACAGUACUAGAUUCUCCCACUCACCAUUGUCGCUCUCUCAUUCAAACAAACCAAACACACCAACACACGGAAUUUCCUUUUUUAGCUACCAUCGUCGUCUGUCUGUGGGAAUAUAAAGAUACCCGGGUAUAAACGGGAACAAACAAACAAAGGAGAGAUGGAGAAAUUGGAGGCUCGGAGAGUAUUAACGCAGUCCCAGAGAGGGGGUUUGCGGAAUCAUUGUAGUAUCUUGCGGAACGUCGUGGCGUCUUUGUCUAAUACCCGGAUCUUGAUCCUACCUGGCCUAAUAUGAAACACUUUUAU
This is a messenger RNA of Pseudogymnoascus destructans, 1051 nucleotides long. RefSeq lists its product as uncharacterized. The transcript has 3 exons. NCBI's taxonomy places the organism in Eukaryota, Fungi, Ascomycota, Leotiomycetes, Thelebolales, Thelebolaceae. Bases 138 to 758 code for a protein of 206 amino acids. The record is from RefSeq and is a predicted model, not a curated record.